AAAAUGAAAGGCCGAAUAAGUUUGCUGCUAUGUAUGUCAGUAGCACUGCUCCAUUUAGCAAUAAUGCUACAAACCACAUCAGCAACCCCUUGAAAGGCAUUAGUGCUUGAAGCUGGAGGAGAUAGAGGAGCCUACCAAGCUGGAGCAUUGAAAGGACUUUACGAAGGAUUAGGCAGUGAAGGAAUUGAUUAUGAUGUCGUUUCAGGAGUUUCCAUAGGCUCAAUUAACACUAUUGCCUACUCUAUUUUCCCCUCAGGAGAAGAAAAAGAAGCAACUGAUUGGAUGAUUGAAUUUUGGGAGGGCAUCACUAGAGAGAAUGUGUUUGUGAAUUGGCCAUACUCUGUCCCAGAAGGACUAUUCUACCAAAAAGGAUUGUUUAAUACCUCAGUCUUCAUUGAUUAUGUCAAAGAGAUCGCUCCAAGACAAGAAAUCUUCAGGAAGGUGACGCUAGGAGCAACUGAUUUAAAAUCUGGAAAAUUUGUGAGAUUUACUGAAGAAUUAGGUUUCGAAGAUCUUGCUUUUAAAGGGGCAAAAGGGUCAUCAGCUAUUCCUGGUAUCUUCCCAGCUGUUGAUUUCAUGAACAUGACUCUUGUUGAUGGAGGAGUAGAAAAUUACCUUGAUGUUGCAGGUGCCAUCGAUAGAUGCAUGGAAAUAGCCGAUACUGACGAAGAAAUCACUAUCGAUGUGAUUAUGUGUAAUGGAGAUACUCUAGAUAUCGUCGACACCUCAGAUUAUAACACAAUAGACGUUGUAAUGAGGUAUCGAAAAGUAACGAAGUAUCGUGAAGAAAUGAGAUGGAUUAAUGACGCACUUGUGACCUUCCCUCGUGUAAAUUUCAGAUACUUGGUGAUCCCAGAGAAGCCACUAAAAGGAGUUCCUAUUCUCUUUAAUAAGAAACAUACUAGGAGGAUGAUAAAUCUUGGAAGAGAAGAUGCAUGGAAAGCAAUUGAAAAGGGACCUUACACUCAAUUCGAUAAGAUUAAAGAAACAAUGGAAGCAAUUCAGUCAUAAAGAAAAUUUGAAUUCAUCUCCAUAAUUAUGGAAGUGAUUUUUCUCUAAUUUCAACCAACCAAAAUUUG
Molecule: messenger RNA, 1079 nt
Organism: Moneuplotes crassus
Lineage: Eukaryota; Ciliophora; Spirotrichea; Euplotida; Euplotidae
Source: the annotation of a GenBank genome assembly